AUGCCGCCGACGCGUCUCCACCUCGCCGUCUUGCUCCUCCUCGGCGUCGCCUUAAACCGGGCGCGCGGCGGCAGGGUCGCCACGGAGCUCCUCACCCCGGACUUCACGGCGUCGUACCUGCUCUUCCAAGACAGCUACGGCGCGUUCCUCACGUCACCGAGCGGCGCGUUCCACGCCGUGGUCUACAACCCGGGGGGCCAGCUGGAGCGGUUCUACCUCGCCGUGCUCCACGCGCCGUCCAAGACCUGCAUCUGGGUCGCCAACCGCGCCGCGCCCAUCACCGACCGCGCCGCUCCGCUGCAGCUCACGGCCAACGGCAUCUCCAUCGAGGACCCCAACGUCACCACCAUUUGGUCCACGCCGCCGUUCGAGACUCCCGUGGCUGCUCUCCGGCUCGACGACCACGGCAACCUCGCGCUGCUCGACGCGAGGAACGCCACGCUGUGGCAGUCCUUCGACCGCCCCACCGACUCGAUCGUGUCGUCGCAGCGGUUUCCCGCGGGGGCUUUCCUGGCGUCCGCCGCCUCGGACUCCGACUUCUCCGAGGGGGACUACCGGCUCAACGUGACGGCGGCCGAUGUGCUGCUCACGUGGAUGGGCUCCAUGUACUGGCGGCUCUCGAACGACGCCCGCUCCACCGUGGACCGAAGCGGCACCGUUGCGUACAUGGCCGUGAACGGCACUGGGAUGUACCUGCUCGCGGCGGACGGCGGGGUCGUCAUCCAGGUCUCGUUGCCUGCAGCCGAGCUGCGAGUUGUUAGGCUGGGAUAUGAUGGGAAGCUGCAAAUAGAAAGCUUCGCGUCGGCGAACUCAUCUAACUCGCCGAUGGACGGCGGGUUCGUGGCGCCGAGCGAUGGAUGCGCUCUGCCCCUAUCCUGUGGCGCGCUGGGGCUCUGCACGCCCAAGGGGUGCACGUGCCCGCCCUUGUUCGCGGCGUCGCGCGACGGUGGUUGCACGCCGUCUGACGGCUCCGCCCCGCUGUCCGUCUCCUCAUGCGGCAGCACUGUUGGCGGUGGCAAUAACAGCUUGCCGGUCUCGUACUUCAGCCUUGGCAAUGGCGUCGAGUACUUCGCUAACAAGCUGGCACCGCCGACCGUGUCCGGCGACAACGUUUCCUCAUGCCAGACUCUGUGUACCAGCAACUGCUCAUGCCUCGGUUACUUCUACGACAACUCGGCGUUGUCCUGCUACUUGGUGCAGCACCAGCUCGGUUCCUUCAUGAAUGCCGACUCCACUAAAGCCUCCGACAAGCUCGGCUACAUCAAGGUCCAGAGCUCGCAGCUAUCGAGACCAUCGAGCAAUUCGUCCUCAAAAAGCACCCUCAUUGCCAUCCUCCUCCCAACAAUGGUCGCGUUUGUGCUCAUCGUCGUCGUCAGCGCUACCGUGAUCAGGGCGUGGCGUAAGGAAGUGGGGCGCUCGUCGCGCUCCAGAGAUCAGCAGCUCCGGCGGCAGCGCUCGCCGUCGGACUCAGCGCACCUGGGGCACGAGGCCGGGCACUACGCGGAGCUGGCCGACCCUCGGCUACAGGGGCGGGUGGUUGCCGAGGAAGUGGAGAGGGUGGUGAAGGUGGCGCUGUGCUGCCUCCACGAGGACCCACACCUGCGGCCGAGCAUGGCGGUCGUGGUCGGCAUGCUGGAGGGCAGCAUGGCGCUGUGGGAGCCGCGGGUGCAGUCGCUCGGGUUCCUCAGGCUGUACGGCCGGGGGUUUUCUGGGCCAGAGGACGGCGGAGGCAGCGACAUGUAUCUGAAGCAUAUGGCGUCCCCCAUGGGCCGGUCAGGGACGACGACGUCAACGACGAUGAGCGGGUGGCCGUCGUACCUGUCGUCAUCUCAGCUCUCCGGGCCCAGAUAG
Molecule: messenger RNA, 1851 nt
Organism: Miscanthus lutarioriparius
Lineage: Eukaryota; Viridiplantae; Streptophyta; Magnoliopsida; Poales; Poaceae
Source: the annotation of a GenBank genome assembly